UGACUCCAGCUGCUCUCCAAUAAAAGAGCGCUAGUCAUCUGCCGAGAAGUCAAAUACAAGAAAUUCCUCAAGACAGAAGUCACUCAGGGGACAGUUGCUGUUGUUCUGUCAGCACAACCUGUGAGUUUACCGCACCUUUUUUUUUUUUGCUGCGUGACCAAGCGGUUACCGUCACUCCGUUGCGCCGUCAUGUGUGCGCUGCUGCCUACGUGGACCUGUCUGUUGCUCGGCCUCCUGACCCUGGAGACCCAGACCCGAGUGCCGCUGAGCCAGCAAAACCUCCAGAGUAGCAGACACAAGUCAUCCAAAUCAUCCAAGCACAUGAUGCCUUCUUUCACAAUGCCACCUACGUCCGGUCAGUCCAUUGCCCUUGACAACACCAUCACCCUGGCAGAGAGCAGUUUCAUCUGGCGAGUCCUCCUUAAGGAGCCCCCGCCGAGGUGGCUCAAACUAGAGCAGGAAAUGUGGCCGGGCGACCGUGGUAGGUCCCGAGGACGUCGCCAUGCCAACGGCCGAAGGGCCCAUGGGCAGCUGAUGAGGGCGGGUUGCGUCCUGGGCACCUGUCAGGUGCAGAACCUCAGCCAUCGUCUUUACCAGCUGAUUGGACGCAGCGGCAGGGAAGACUCCUCCCCAAUCAACCCUCGUAGUCCCCACAGCUACGGCUGACACUUGGAUUUAGUCAGUUUAGUAUUUCAUUACCCAUUAUACAACCCAAUUCCAAUGAAGUUGGGACGUUGUGUUGAACAUAAAUAAAAACACAAUACAAUGAUUUGGAAAUCAUGUUCAACCUAUAUUUAAUUGAAUACACUGCAAAGACAAAAUAUUUAAUGUUCAAACUGAUAAACUUGAUUGUUUUUAGCAAAUAAUCAUUAACUUAGAAUUUUAUGUCUGCAACACGUUCCCAAAAAGCUGGGACAGGGUCAUGUUUACCACUGUGUUACAUCACCUUUUCUUUUAACAACAUUCAAUAAACCUUUUGGAACUGAGGACACUAAUUGUAGAAGCUUUGUAGGAGGAAUUCUUUUCCAUUCUUGCUUGAUGUACAGCUUCAGCUGUUCAACAGUCGGGGGUCUCCUUUGUCGUAUUUUACGCUUCAUAAUGCGCCACACAUUUUCAAUGGGAGACAGGUCUGGACUGCAGGCAGGCCAGUCUAGUACCCGCACUCUUUUACUACAAAGCCACGCUGUUGUAACACAUGCAGAAUGUGGUUUGGCAUUGUCUUGCUGAAAUAAGCAGGGGAGUCCAUGAAAAAGACAUUGCUUGGAUGGCAGCAUAUGUUUCUCCAAAACCUAUAUGUACCUUUCAGCAUUAAUGGUGCCUUCACAGAUGUGUAAGUUACCCAUGCCAUUGGCACUAACACAGCCCCAUACCAUCACAGAUGCUGGCUUUUGAAAUUUGUAUCCAUAACAGUCCAGUUCUUUUCCUCUUUGGCCCGGAGGACACGAGGUCCACAAUUUCCAAAAACAAUUUGAAAUGUGGACUCGUCGGCCCACAGAACAUUUUUCCACUUUGCAUCAGUCCAUCUUAGACAAGCUCUUGCCCAGAGAAGCCGGCGGCGUUUCUGGGUGUUGUUGAUCAAUGGCUUUUGCUUUGGAUAGUAGAGCUUCAAGUUGCACUUACGGAUGUAGCGCCGAACUGUAUUUACUGACAUUGGUUUUCUGAAGUGUUCCUGAACCCAUGUGGUGAUAUCCUUUACACAUCGAUGUCGGUUUUUGAUGCAGUGCCGCCUGAGGGAUCGAAGGUCACGGGCAUUCAAUGUUGGUUUUCGCCCUUGCCGCUUACAUGCAGUGAUUUCUUCAGAUUCUCUGAACCUUUUGAUGAUAUUAUGGACCGUAGAUGAUGAAAUCCCUAAAUUCCUUGGAAUUGUACAUUGAGGAACAUUGUCCUUAAACUGUGCGACUAUUUUCUCACGCACUUGUUCACUAAGAGGUGAACCUCGCCCCAUCGUUGCUUGUGAAUCACUGAGCAAUUCAGGGAAGCUCUAUUUUUAUACCCAAUCGUGGCACCCACCUGUUCCCAAUUAGCUUGUGCACCUGUGGGAUGUUCCAAACGUGUUUGAUGAGCAUUCCUCAACUUUCUCAGUCUCUUUUGCCACCUGUCCCAGCUUUUUUGGAACGUGUUGCCGCCAUAAAAUUCUAAGCUAAUGAUUAUUUGCUAAAAACAAUAAAGUUGAUCAGUUUGAACAUUAAAUAUCUUGUCUUUGAAGUGUAUUCAAUUAAAUAUAAGUUGAACAUGAUUUUUAAAUCAUUGUAUUCUGUUUUUUAUUUAUGUUUAACACAACAUCCCAACUUCAUUGGAAUUGGGGCUGUAGAACUGUGCUCCAUUCCAGGUGAACUUAAUUUUACAUUGUCUAGUCUUUUGAAUGCACAUGUCCAACUGUUCCAAGUUUCUGUAUAUUUUGCACAACUUGCUGUUCAUUUCCUGGUUAAAUUAGAAUUGGGAUUUAAGCAGGUCAAGUUUGAGACGACACCAAUUGAUCAACACUACCUUGCCAUUGGAGGGCUUCAAACAGGAUGUACUACUCACAGGGAGGUGGCCACUGAGCUUAGUGUCACAAGGUGUCAUUAGCAGGUUGCUACAGAGAGAAUGAAGGAGUCAAAGAAAGGUGUGGAAAUGGACGCUGUUGGAAAUGUAUUGGCCCAUUCAUUGAUCAAACUUGACGCAACCUUUACUGAAACAUUGAACAGUUGGACAUUUGCAUUCAAAAGGUUAGAUAAAGUCAAAUUAAGUUCACUUUUAAAGGUUAAAUUGAAUUUUCGCAUCAUCCUCAAAUUUCACCUGAAAAGUAAUCCGUACUUUUUGUGAGUAGUGUACAUUAUCUAUAUAAUAUCUAGUCUAACCAGGCAAAUAACACGACCAGUCAGAUGAUGGGAUGGAUUUUAAGCUUGGAUUUUACAGAACUAAUGAUGAUGAUGAUGACUUUGUAUUAAUAUCAUUUGACUGAGUAGAUGGAAUUUAUCAUUUGGUAGAAGUCAGGGGUGGGCAUACAGCAGGUUACAUUCCUUAAUCCAUCCCACCAAGCAUUUACGUCAUUAAAAGUCCUUUUUUAUUUGUUGCAUUAAUAUAGUAGCUAAAUUGUAACUAGUUAUUUUAAAUUAGUUAUCUAAUUAAACACUAUUUAUUUAUUAUAAUUAUUGUUCACCAAUUUUACAUUUAAAUGUAAACUAUUUAAUUCAAAAUUAUCAGAAAUAUGAAUUAGAUUACAUUUUAUAUUUAAUAUUAAUUGUAUUAAUAAUGAAAGAAUAGUCACUUUUUUCAAACUUUUUUUAAACCUCAUUUACAAAUAACCUGGCCCAUUAGUCAAUUUUAAAAAUCAAAUGUGGCUCGAGCCCGCCCGUGAUAUAGACACUCACCUGUACGAUAAAAUACAGGUGGUGUAUUAGCAUGUACUCCUGCACAAUUACAGAAAACCGGUAUCAGUAGAGGGAAGAUCUCUGCCAGGUAUACAAACAAUCCUGAACAAGUCCAUCUGACUCAGAUUGAAAACUAAUUCAAGUGCAAGGUGGUGCUGUUCUUCUUCACUCCUGUAAGUGGCAGUAAUGCACAUUCGAGGAUACCACCAGGAAACAUUUUUGAUUUAGAAUUUUAUUACAACGCACAAUACAGUAUUUCGUUGUUUUUUGCAACAGUAAGAUGAAUUUUGGUGUCUUGAAAGAUUUACUUUAUUAAUAAGUAAAUAAACAAAAAGUAUGUCAACGACCACACACAGCAAUCUUUUUUUUUUCCCCCCCAACACACUGGCUGGUCACUUCCCCACUUAAUCCCGAUUUCAAGCAUACCUUCAACAAGUAAAAGUAAAUUCCUUUACAAGUUUAUACAGAUCUGCACCAAAAUUGUUCUUCCUUGGCCCAUGUGAAAACUAACAGGGAUCCAACAUAACCACCUCACCCCAAUGAAAGUUAACUGUAAGCCUGAAAAAGUUGUUCUUCUUUGGCAAUUAACAAAAUAACUGGGAUUAAAAUGUACUUCCUGCUUGACAUACAUAAUGCUUAGUUUUGACUUUGACCUAGAACAUAACAACCUGACCGCACACACAAAAAAAAAAAUAGAUAGAUAAUCAGCCGAAAGAACCACCCAUGUACUAACAACCAAUCAGAGCUACCAGUGUGUAAGGAAGCCUCACUUUAACGAAAGGAUUUUCUAGGCCUUAAAAUUGCAUGCCUUUGAUUUGUUUUAAUUCUAUUAUGGAGGACUAUUCAAGGGUUACUCGAGGUGAAAUGUUUCAAGGCAAGCACUGUAUUGGUCCUCAUAUUGAGUUUGACUUUUAAAGCACUGUUAUUUAACUUUUAAAUUCACUGUUUCCCCUAAAUUGAGAAUUUACUUGUGGUGGUGGGCAAGGCAGUGAAGUGUGGUGUUUGAUAAGCGCAUUAAAAAUAA
Molecule: messenger RNA, 4377 nt
Organism: Phyllopteryx taeniolatus (common seadragon)
Lineage: Eukaryota; Metazoa; Chordata; Actinopteri; Syngnathiformes; Syngnathidae
Gene: adm2b
Product: adrenomedullin 2b
Exons: 2
Coding region: 190-666 (158 amino acids)
Biological process (GO): regulation of systemic arterial blood pressure; adenylate cyclase-activating G protein-coupled receptor signaling pathway; positive regulation of heart rate
Cellular component (GO): extracellular region
Molecular function (GO): hormone activity
Source: RefSeq, a predicted model, not a curated record